ACAUUUUAUCUGGUAACCAAUGAAGGUCAUUUUUCAUUUGUCCAAAUGAUUCACUCCAACAUUGGCUUGUGGAAUCCAACAAUUCAAUUUACCGCUCGUUUCUUUGGUGCUGGAAUUAAUACUUUUAAAUCAGUCAAUAUGUCCAAUUUCAAAUUAUCACCAGAUCGACGUUCAGCUCAGGCUGAUAAUAUGUCCAUCAUUCUCAAUCCUGAAUGUAAUAAAUAUACUGUCACUCUUACACACGAACAAGAGUUAAUUGUCUCUUUCGAAUUCGAACGAGUGGAUCGCGGUUUUAAAAUUGGUGGUGGCAAGACUUAUUUCGGUCAAGACAAGUCAACAGGGUUUGUCGAACAUAAGUUUUGGCCAAAAGGCAAUGUUAAAGGCAACAUUGUCGUCGAUGGCAAAGCUUUUGAUAUUUCAGGAGUUGGUUUAUUUGUUCAUGCAAUUCAAGGGAUGAGACCACACUUGAUCGCUUCCCGUUGGAAUUUUGUUAGUUUUCAUUCUGAUAUCGCUUCUUUAGCUAUGUGCGAAUUUGAAACCACUCCUCAUUACGGAA
Messenger RNA from Racocetra persica, 556 nucleotides. The record is from the annotation of a GenBank genome assembly. NCBI's taxonomy places the organism in Eukaryota, Fungi, Glomeromycota, Glomeromycetes, Diversisporales, Gigasporaceae.